Molecule: messenger RNA, 3765 nt
Organism: Ochotona curzoniae (black-lipped pika)
Lineage: Eukaryota; Metazoa; Chordata; Mammalia; Lagomorpha; Ochotonidae
Gene: KCND1
Product: potassium voltage-gated channel subfamily D member 1
Exons: 6
Coding region: 116-2059 (647 amino acids)
Biological process (GO): potassium ion transmembrane transport; protein homooligomerization
Cellular component (GO): voltage-gated potassium channel complex; membrane
Molecular function (GO): protein binding; A-type (transient outward) potassium channel activity
Source: RefSeq, a predicted model, not a curated record
UGUCCCUAUCUUGGUGGUCCAGGAUCUCACCAGACCCACCCUCCCCAAUAUCCUGGAGACAGCCACAUUCUCUUAAAUCCCCCUUCAAGUCUCUGCGGGCCUGGGGAGCAGCAGGAUGGCGGCAGGUGUGGCCACAUGGCUACCUUUUGCCCGGGCUGCCGCGGUGGGCUGGCUUCCCCUGGCUCAGCAACCACUACCUCCGGCACCCGGAGUGAAAACCUCUCGAGGAGAUGAAGUUCUGGUGGUGAACGUGAGUGGCAGGCGCUUUGAGACCUGGAAGAACACACUGGACCGCUACCCGGACACUUUGUUGGGCAGCUCGGAGAAGGAGUUCUUCUACGAUGCUGACUCGGGCGAGUACUUCUUUGAUCGGGACCCAGACAUGUUCCGGCACGUGCUCAACUUCUACCGCACUGGUCGGCUGCAUUGCCCCCGCCAGGAGUGCAUCCAGGCCUUCGACGAAGAACUAGCCUUCUAUGGCCUGGUCCCUGAGCUCGUUGGCGACUGCUGCCUUGAAGAGUACCGGGACCGCAAGAAGGAGAAUGCUGAGCGCCUGGCGGAGGAUGAGGAGGCUGAACAGACCGGGGAUGGCCCAGCGCUACCAGCUGGCAGCUCGGUGAGGCAGCGGCUCUGGCGGGCCUUCGAGAACCCGCAUACAAGCACCGCAGCCCUCGUUUUCUACUACGUGACGGGCUUUUUCAUCGCAGUGUCAGUCAUUGCCAAUGUGGUGGAGACCAUCCCGUGCAGGGGUCCCGCACGGCGGACCCCAAGGGAGCAGCCAUGCGGCGAGCGCUUCCCGCUGGCCUUUUUCUGUAUGGACACGGCUUGCGUGCUCAUCUUUACUGGAGAAUACCUCUUGCGGCUGUUUGCAGCACCCAGCCGCUGCCGCUUCCUGAGGAGUGUCAUGAGCCUCAUCGAUGUAGUGGCCAUCCUACCCUACUACAUUGGGCUCUUAGUGCCCAAGAAUGAGGAUGUGUCGGGCGCCUUUGUCACUCUACGCGUGUUUCGGGUGUUCCGCAUCUUCAAGUUCUCCAGGCAUUCCCAGGGCUUGCGGAUUCUGGGCUACACCCUCAAGAGCUGUGCCUCUGAGCUGGGCUUCCUCCUCUUUUCCCUUACCAUGGCCAUCAUCAUCUUUGCCACCGUCAUGUUCUACGCUGAGAAGGGGACAAGCAAGACCAACUUUACAAGCAUCCCUGCGGCCUUCUGGUAUACUAUUGUCACCAUGACCACACUUGGCUAUGGAGACAUGGUGCCCAGCACUAUCGCUGGCAAGAUUUUUGGGUCCAUCUGCUCACUGAGUGGUGUCUUGGUCAUUGCCCUGCCUGUGCCAGUCAUUGUGUCCAACUUCAGCCGCAUCUACCACCAGAACCAGCGUGCUGACAAACGCCGAGCACAGCAGAAGGUGCGCUUGGCAAGGAUCCGGUUGGCAAAGAGUGGUACCACCAAUGCCUUCCUGCAGUAUAAACAGAAUGGGGGCCUUGAGGACAACGGCAGUGGGGAGGAGCAGGCGCUGUGCGUCCGGAAUCGUUCUGCUUUUGAGCAGCAACAUCAUCAUUUGCUGCAUUGCCUAGAGAAGACGACGUGCCAUGAAUUCACAGAUGAGCUAACCUUCAGUGAGGCCCUGGGAGCUGUCUCGCUUGGGGGCCGUACCAGCCGCAGCACCUCGGUAUCCUCCCAGCCAGUGGGGCCCAGCAGCCUGCUGUCUUCCUGUUGCCCCCGCCGUGCUAAGCGGCGGGCCAUCCGCCUGGCCAAUUCCACUGCCUCGGUCAGUCGGGGCAGCAUGCAGGAGCUUGAUACACUGGCCGGGCUGCGGAGAAGCCCUGGUCCUCAGAGCCGCUCAAGCCUCAAUGCCAAGCCCCACGACAGCCUUGACCUGAACUGCGACAGCCAGGACUUCGUGGCUGCCAUUAUCAGUAUCCCUACGCCUCCUGCCAACAGCCCCGAUGAGAGUCAACUUUCUUCCCCUGGCGGUGGGGGCAGGGCCAGCAGCACCUUCAGGAACUCCAGUUUGGGGACCCCUUGCCUCCUGCCUGAGCCCAUCAAGAUCUCUUCCCUGUGAGGGGUGGGCCUUUCCGCUUACAGGGCACCACUUUGUUACUGGGGACCCAUUUCCAAAGCCAUAUUUUGGGGAGGCAGGCAGGGGCAGGCCUGAGAUCCCCUUCUGCCCCCUGCUGAGAACUAUGCAAUGUACUUUGAUGGAAUGACUCACCUUGAUGGGGAGGGGAAUUGGAUGGGGAGAAGUAGUACUAGGGGAUGGGAAGCUUCUUCCCCUUGUAGGUAGUUUGCCCCAUGGGAGCUGAAACACUGGGCUUUUGCAGGCCCUGGCACACUGGGAUUGGCCCUUCUCCACCAGCUGUCCUCCUGCAUGUUCUUCCCUUCUGGUCCUUGGAGGAUGGUAGAGCUUCCAUCUGACAGCUGAGAUGUGCGCUUCUCUCUUCCUGGGCUAUAGAGGCUUGCGGGUAGGGGGAAAGAUACAGAAAAAAAAAAAACCAAAAAAACAAAAAAACCCUUCCCUCUGAUCUGGCCUUGGAAAAGGUCCUUGUUCUCCACCAGGUCUGACAAUUCCCAGAUUCUGAAGCUUGGAAUGCAAUCUACGGCUUCCUGGGCUGUGUCCUCAACUGUGCCCUACCACCCCCAGGCUUUGGCUGAUGGGACAGGCUGCCUCUCCAAAUACAUAGAUAGCACAAACACCACUUCCCCUUUCCCUGGCUGCUGGAAACAGGUCCCCUGCAACCCUGUCAUCUGCCAGUCUUCCCCCAUCCCGCACCCAACAAACUAGCAAUUGCAGCUGCUGCAGUGACAUUAUGCAAAGCUUCUAACCAGUCUGCUACAGUAUUGACAUCAGCCCUAAUCAGAGGACCACUUCCAACUGCCCCUCCUCCUCACUUCAACUCCUUCCUGGGUUGGGCCAGAGCAGAGUCUGGACUGGCUGAGAUAAGAGUCUGGCAGCAGCCAGAGCUGGGCUGUGUUUGGAGAUCAUUGGUCAUGUUCUCAGGCAGGAGCACAGACCUGGCAGGGGCUGAGGCCCAGACUGUUUUCGAACAUUGGGAGUUUGGGGAAGCAGGAAUAACACCUGAUCUUCCCCUACCCGCAUCCUGCCAUAACUCCUUCCUUCUCACAGUCCCCUCUCCUCUCCUUUCUUGGUCACCUUUCAGAACUCGCUCUUCUCAGGCUGAAAUUGGGCACCAUCUCAGGUUCCCUGUGCCCAGCGCUGUGCUUGCGGAGCUGGCAGCUGACAAAGAUGUAGUUUGCAUCAGUCAAUAAAAUCUAAGAGGAGGGAUGGGGACUGGACAUCUCCUGGUUCUGUGGAUAUCAGGCUGGGCUGACCGGGCUGGGAUGGGGCAGGACUGGUGCGGGGGAGGGGUUUGAAAACACUCUGACUUCAACUCCUUUCUGCUAGUACAAGGGCUGGUAUAAGGAAAGGGAUGAAGGGGAUGGUUGGAAAAUGAGGCUGUUGAAAAAAAAAAAAAAAGAUGAUUUGAAGAGCCCAAGGCACAGAGGCAGGCUAGGGAGUCUGGAGCUACUCCCCUUAUAGAUCAUUGGUUCCAGUUCUUUCAUUCACAGAUGGGGAAACUGAGGCUCGGAGCAACACAAAGUUCAUAGUUCAUUAGAGGUGACUUCAACUCAGGCUUCCUGACAGCAAACCCUUCUGAAUUUAGUCCUAAUAAAAGCAUCUGCCAGUUGGGCGGAUUUCUCCUUCCUAGCAGCAUCUCCCACCUUCUCACUUCUGGGCCACCUCCUAUACAAGGCUAAUGUAGGACUGAA